Messenger RNA from Mobula hypostoma (lesser devil ray), 3781 nucleotides. RefSeq names its product alpha-N-acetylgalactosaminide alpha-2,6-sialyltransferase 3-like. Gene Ontology annotation, molecular function: alpha-N-acetylgalactosaminide alpha-2,6-sialyltransferase activity. NCBI's taxonomy places the organism in Eukaryota, Metazoa, Chordata, Chondrichthyes, Myliobatiformes, Myliobatidae. Bases 177 to 1106 code for a protein of 309 amino acids. The record is from RefSeq and is a predicted model, not a curated record. The transcript is spliced from 5 exons. Gene Ontology annotation, biological process: ganglioside biosynthetic process; oligosaccharide metabolic process.
GUGAGCUGCGAGAGGGAAAAGAAAGGGAGCGAGAGAGAUAAGAUCAGACAUGAUUUCACCCGCAAGAAUGGUGCUUUGAGAAGGAGCAGAUGGCUGUCUGUGUCCGCGAGGGCUAAUUUCUCCAAUCACAAGCUCAUCCCCUCCUCUUUGCACAGAGCUGUUUCAGUGGAGUCAGGAUGAUUUUUCCUCAAAGGAAGCGGAACGUGUUCCUGGUGGUGGUCCUGGUUGGUGGUGUGUCGUUCAUUGUGGCUGUGGUCCAUUACAUCCACCAGGCUCCCUAUCACAUUAUACUCUCACAGCUGGCUGCCAGGCCGGGCACUGAUGGCCUAAGCCACUUCUUCAGUGCGUUUGGUCAGAGUAGCAAGGUGCUCCAAGGUUAUGUCAGCAUCCCCGAGCAGCAGCCCCUGGUCCUCACCUGUCAACAGUGCAGCAUCGUUUCCAGUUCUGGGCAGAUGUUGGGCAGGAAGCUCGGUGCUGAGAUUGACCAAUCAGAAUGCAUAUGGAGAAUGAACAAUGCUCCAACUGAAGGCUACGAGACCGACGUGGGCAGCAGGACCACGGUGAGGGUGGUCUCCCACACCAGCACCCCACUACUUCUCCGGCAGGGGGCUUUCCUCUCCGGCCUCAACAGCUCCUUCCACGUCUUCUGGGGCCCGCAGCGCAACAUGAGACGAGAUGGCAAAGGAAUUGUCUACAACAUGCUCAGGACCGUCCGCAAUCGCUUCCCGGACGCCAAAAUUUACACUCUGACAGAGGAAAAGAUGAGAUUCUGCGACGUCACCUUUAAAAGGGAGACUGGGAAAGACAGGGUGCUGUCUGGCUCUUACCUCAGUACCGGUUGGUUCACUUUCAUCCUGGCAAUGGAGGCCUGUGACACCAUUGACGUCUAUGGAAUGAUCAAUGAUACGUACUGCAGGGCUGAAGGGCACCAGAACGUCCCGUACCAUUACUACGAGCCCAAUGGCCAGGAGGAGUGCACGGAGUAUUACAUGCAUGAAAAUGCCCGGUAUGGAGGGCACAGGUUCAUCACAGAGAAAGCAGUGUUUGCCAAGUGGGCGAAGGAGAGGAAGAUCAGGUUCUUCAAUCCCACUUGGCAAGUGUCCUGACCAAGUCUUUGUCAUCGGACUGUAUCCCUCGGAGACCGGUGGCAGUGGCCAGGCGCUCACUUAACUAACUGAGCGCCACGAAGUCGUCAUUUUGAGUGAACCCAGGCUAGUUUCUAUUUCUGUGCGCUGCCAAUAAAUGUUGCCCCACCCAGCUGUUGGUGUGAGGACCAAUUGUUGCUCUUCAUUUGCUUGUGGAGAAGUAAAGUGCAGUCAGGUGGAGGUCCCGCUGGUUUAUGCGACAAAGAGUUUGUCAACACUGCUGCCCUUCCGUUGAGACAUUUCCUCCAUUGCGUCGCACUUUAGAAGUAACUUGUUGGCUGGAGGGGACAUGAGCAAAGCUCUAGAAAGGCAAGUUUGUCUCCUUUGAAGGCUGGCUGGGGGGAGGUCAUUGGUGAAGAUCUCCAUCCCAGAGAAGGGAAGGUGAGGAAAAUUGACGGCAGUCUCGUGUUCAGACAGUGAUUUGUGGAAACAGUAUUCUAAUACUACUCACGAUCGAACCUGUAACAAACACAACUUGUAUUCUAGCAUCAGUUUAUUCAGUUUUUCUGCUUGCUGUUCACUAACUUUCAAUGACAAAUCCAAUUUUGUGAAUGACCUGCAUGCCCUUGAUAUGAUUCCCACUGUUAACCUAGCUCAUCUGCUGCCUGAAGAGGUUGUAUGUUAUUUUUUGCUCGUUUCAGUUUUUGGCUGGGAAUGUCCACACAGUAGCAGCAGGUGCCUGUACUGCAUCUCCGAGACAGCACAGAAGCAGGCCCCUGUGUCCACCAUCAAACCACUUUGAUGAGCACUUUCACUCUGUCUGAGACAAGCAGGGUUUCCCGGUGGCCAACCAUUUAAUUCCAAUCUCCAUUUCCUAUCCAACAUGUCGAUCCAUGGCCUCCUCUACUGCUACGAUGAGGACACUGUCAGGUUGGAUGAGCAACACCUCAUAUUCCGUCUGAGUGGCCUCCAACCUGAUGAUGUGAACAUCGAUUUCUCUAACUUCAGUAACUUCUCUCUUCUUCUAUUCUCCACUCUGGCUCCCCUCUUACCUCUUUUUCUCCUCACCUGCCCAUCAUCUCCACCUAGGCUCCUCCAGCUUCCAUGGUCCACUCACCACUCCUAUCUGAAUCCUUCUUCUUUAACCCUUUAUCUUUUCCACCUUUCACCUCCCAGCUUCUCACUUCCCCCACCCACCGACCUUCCCCCCUCACCUGUCCGCACUUAUCACUUUCUAGCUAUUAAUCCGCCCCUUCCUCCCACCUUCUUAUUCUGUCUUCUUCUCCCUUCCUUUCUAGGAACAGGUGAAGGGUCUCAGCCUGAAACGUCGACUGUUCAUUCAUUUCCACAGAUGCUGCCUGACCUGCUGAGCUCCUCCAGAAUUUUGUGUGUGUUACUCUAGACUUCCAGAUCUGCCUAAUAUCUAGUGUUUAUGCGUUUAUAUUCAUUCAAUUGUAUUCUUCCAAAGAUCCCAUUAAAUUCCCCUGUAAUAACACCACUAGAGCCUAUUGCUGUAGUUAAUUAGCCUACCAAGCCACGGGCCUUUGGGAAGAGGGAGGGAAUCUGACACCUGGGAGAAACCACGUGGUCACAGGGAGAAUGUGCAAACUCCACAUAGACAGCACCGUAGAUCAGGAUUGAAGCUGGGUUGCUGGAACUGUGAAGCAGUGGCUCUACCAACUGCUUUAAAAUAUUAGAUCGAGCAUGUAAGAUGGGGAUAAGGCAGUUCUUCUUCCUCUGAAGUUAGGAACCUCUCUUCCUCAGAAGGUGAUAGAAGCUGAGUCCAGGAGCAUUCCUGGGGCAAAGGUAGUUAGAUUCUGAAUAUGAAAGUGGUAAAAGGCUGCUACAGGUAAGCAGGAACGUGGAGUUACAAUCAGAUCGUUUACAACAGCAGAGAAAACCCAUGCAGCCAAGUGGUCAACUCCUGCUCUUAAUUUGUUUGUCCAUACAUACACAAGAUCACCGGACGAAGCAGGAGUAUCCACAGCCUGGCUUACCCUUCAGUAUGAUCAUGGGGUAGGGAUUUCCAGAGAUUCACCUUGCAGUUUCACUGCAGCUCCAUUUUAAAUCUCCAGCCCUUUAUAGUGUAAGUGAGUCUCCUUGUUUGUGACAGCAACUUGUGAAAACAUCCACCUAUCUCCCCUUUAGGACCUUAAAUGCUUUAAUAUUAAACCUUAAAUGUUUGAACAAGCUCACCUCACUCCUUAUUCUUCUAAUCUCCAAUGAGAUUGUAAUCAAUCAAUCACUCAACAUUCAUGGUCACUGUGAAAAUUACAUGCAAGUCCUUUAAGUAGCCUAGCCUAAAGGAAGGAACAGAGAAGGCUGGCUUCUUUUCCAGAACUUUUCAAACCACUGCAGAAAAUAAAGUACUUUUCUAGUUACUAAUUGUUAUAAUGUUGACAACGCAAUCACCAAUAUGCGUACAGGAAGAUCCCACAAACCGUGAUGCGAUGUUAACAAGAUAAUCAAUGUUAGUAAUGUUGGAACAUUUCUUAUGAGGUCACGUGAAGUUUUUCCUUUCAUAAGAUGGUACGUUCCUAUUAUAAGAUAGGCUUUUUUUCCCAACUGCCUUGUGUUGAUCUAAUAUUGGCCUCCAAUGCAACCCUGAGCUCAGCAACCUAGUGGGAUCUUCUAGACAAAAUCUGCAGGUGCUAGAAAUCAACGUAAUACACACAACAUGCCAGAGUAACUCAGCA